CCCUGAGAGGAGUAUCAGCUGUGCAGACCUCCUGUGUCUGUGUUUCCUUUAGGCCGUGGUUUAACUCCUCACCUUCUGUAUAGGAAACAAGUUUUCCAUCACAAGAUGGAAGAGGCGAGUUUUCUAGGAUAAAUCAAAACCAGAGGACUGGAAGAUAAAGUGAAGGAGGAGGAGUUUAUCUCCUCUGUGUAGCUCUAAGACACUUGAUAAGAUCAGACACACAGAGGGACCAUCUGCAGGAUUUUAUCUCUACAAACAGACGCAGCUGCUCAGGGAAGCUUCAACAUGCCGACAGUGAAGAGCAAGAGGAAGAAAGUGAAGAAGGAGGUGAUCGAAGUGGAGGAACAGGGUGAAGUUGGGAUGGAGGUGGAGAUGGAGGAUAUAAGCAACAGGAGUAACUCCGACAACAGAGACCAUCUGACCCCAGAUUUGCACGACACAGCUCCGCACAAGAAGAAGAAAAAGAAGAAGGCACAAACCAUUGACCAGGAAACAGAACACGGGGAUGUACCAAACGGGGAUAUGGCCGAGAUGGUCGGGGAAGGAGACGAAAUGGCUGUUUCUGUCAUCAGGAAGACCAAAAAGAAAAGGAAGGCAAAGACAACAGAGCAUUACAGCACAGAGCUGGAAGCUGAAGAUGAGGAUAUCAUCACUGAUGCUCAGUCCCCCAUCCCUCAGCAUUCCUUGUUUUCUGCUCCACACGGACACAGUCAGCCGGCCGGCAAAGUUUUUGUGGAGAGGAAUCGGCGUUUGCAGGCAGAUCGAGUGGAGCAGCUCAGACACUCAGAGCUGACAGAUGACUACUUGGAUCCCAGGCAGAACUGGACCACAAGGGAUGUUGCUUUGAAGGUCCACAGCAGCUUCAGGGUAGUAGGGCUGUUCUCUCAUGGGUUCCUGGCUGGCUUCGCUGUGUGGAAUAUCAUUGUCAUGUACGUGCUGGCAGGUGAGCAGAUGACCACGCUGCACAACCUGCUACAGCAGUAUCACCUUCUGGCCUAUCCAGCUCAGUCUCUACUCUACCUGCUGCUGGCCAUCAGCACUGUGUCUUCCUUCGACAGAGUCAACCUGGCUAAGACGUCCAUGGCCCUGAGAGGCUUCCUCACUCUGGACCCUGUGGCUGUGGCUUCCUUCUUGUAUUUCAUAGCCCUGAUACUGUCCCUCAGCCAGCAGAUGACCAGCGACCGCAUCAACCUUUAUCCUACUGCCAAUGAGACGCUGUGGCCUCCAGGCUCAGAGCAGCAGAUCUUGCGGCCGUGGAUUGUAGUCAAUCUGGUGGUGGCGCUGCUGGUGGGUCUGGCCUGGGCAGUGGUUUCCACACGGCCAGACAUUGACUACACAGAGGACUUCUUGAUGACAAUGGAGUUGGAGGGAUUCCAGAGAGGAGAUGAAAACCUGGACAUCCCUGCCUGAAAGCAGUCAUGUUAAAUAUCUGUCAGCUGCUGUAUUGGACUAAAUAAAAGAGAUGGUUAUUCCCAUCCAUCCAUCCAUCCAUCCAUCCAUCCAUCCAUCCAUCCAUCCAUCCAUCCAUCCAUCCAUCCAUCCAUCCAUCCAUCCAUCCAUCCAUCCAUCCAUCCAUCCAUUUUCUUACAUGCAUAUGUAUGAUUUUGUACCGGUAUAUAUGUAUCCAUUGUUAAAUGUUAUUUUGUUAUAUAAAUAAAUAUGUUUAUCUA
Cyprinodon tularosa is the source of this 1670-nucleotide messenger RNA. Its product is annotated as transmembrane protein 237A-like. Gene Ontology annotation, cellular component: ciliary transition zone. The record is from RefSeq and is a predicted model, not a curated record. Gene Ontology annotation, biological process: cilium assembly. The transcript is spliced from 11 exons. The coding region runs from base 286 to 1410 and encodes 374 amino acids. NCBI's taxonomy places the organism in Eukaryota, Metazoa, Chordata, Actinopteri, Cyprinodontiformes, Cyprinodontidae.